AUGUUCUACGUCUUUCUGUACACAUUCCAGCAUACUGAGAUUCAGGAAUUUCGCACCGUUUCUGUAAGUUCCGGGGGACAAAAUCAAAACGAAUAUGAACGCGAUAUCACUCGGAAUGGCCAGACCGGGGAGCUCGAAGCGAAACAGCACUUACAGUCGAAUGCGGGUUCAGCGCCAUCAGCAAAUCCAGAUUUACUUGGCUUGGUUAUAAUGUGA
Molecule: messenger RNA, 216 nt
Organism: Opisthorchis viverrini
Lineage: Eukaryota; Metazoa; Platyhelminthes; Trematoda; Opisthorchiida; Opisthorchiidae
Exons: 1
Coding region: 1-216 (71 amino acids)
Source: RefSeq, a predicted model, not a curated record